This is a messenger RNA of Talaromyces marneffei, 1380 nucleotides long. RefSeq lists its product as uncharacterized. The record is from RefSeq and is a predicted model, not a curated record. Gene Ontology annotation, molecular function: protein binding. The coding region runs from base 1 to 1380 and encodes 459 amino acids. The transcript has 3 exons. NCBI's taxonomy places the organism in Eukaryota, Fungi, Ascomycota, Eurotiomycetes, Eurotiales, Trichocomaceae.
AUGAGUCGUUUAUUGACGAUUCGGCAAGCCGAAGAGCUUCACAAAUCAAUUAUAGCAUACUUGUCUGCAAAUAAUCUUUCCAAUGCUGCCUCUGCGCUCAGGGGAGAGCUAGGCCUCUCCGAGGAGGUGUUCGAUACCGGUACGAUGGUCAAAUACGAGACUUUGUUGGAGAAGAAAUGGACUAGCAUCGUUCGUUUACAGAAAAAGAUUAUGGACCUCGAGGCUCGCUGCGGGGCAUUGCAGACGGAACUAAAUAAUGCUACACCUACAUCUCUCUCGAAGCGCAAUCAAGACCCAGCAUCUUGGCUCCCCAAAGUCCCAGCUCGUUACUCGCUAGAGUCGCACCGAAAUACUAUCAACUGUCUCGCAUUCCAUCCGAAAUUCUCCUCUAUUGCCUCCGGCUCAGACGAUUGCAUGAUCAAGAUAUGGGACUGGGAGCUCGGGGAGCUGGAAACAACGCUCAAAGGUCAUACGAGAGCAGUUCUCGACGUGGACUACGGCAACACUCAAAGUGGUGUGCUACUAGCAUCUUGCAGCUCUGAUCUUUCCAUCAAGAUAUGGAACCCCUUAGAAGACUAUAAGAACAUUCGAACGCUGCUAGGUCACGAGCACAGCGUCAGUGCGGUUCGUUUCAUACCGGGCCGAAACUUGCUCACGAGCGCAAGCAGAGAUAAAGACUUGAGGAUAUGGGAUGUCACAACUGGAUUUUGUGUGAAGACAAUACAAGGGCACAGCGGCUGGGUACGAGACGUAUGCCCGUCUUUCGAUGGGAACUACCUCUUUUCGGCUGGCGACGAUGUUACUGCUCGGCUGUGGGAUAUUACAAACAUAUCAAACCCAGAAGCCAAGCUGACGAUGGUCGGCCAUGACCAUGUUAUUGAGUGCUGCGCAGUCGCUCCUCAGACAUCAUACCAGUAUCUCGCACCCAUGGCUGGAUUAAAGAAAGAAGCUCUCUCUAAAAUGAGCGCAGUCGAAUUCACGGCAACUGGAUCGCGAGAUAAAACGAUAAAAGUUUGGGAUCGUCGCGGUUCCUGCCUCAUGACAUUGGUGGGCCAUGACAAUUGGGUUCGAGCGAUCGUCUUCCACCCCGGCGGAAAAUAUCUCCUGUCAGCUUCAGAUGACAAGUCGAUCCGGUGCUGGGAUUUGAGUCAAGAUGGCAAAUGCGUGAAGACACUCUCAGACGCCCAUGGGCGCUUUGUCACCUGUCUGAGAUGGGCUCCGAGUGUUGUUAAGGAGGUUGCUCCCAGUGCGGAAUCCGCUAAUGGGCAGACGGACACAAAUGACUUGCUCAAAAGCAAAGACAAUCAACCACAGGUGCAAAUACGUUGUGUUGUUGCAUCGGGAGGCGUCGAUCAGAAGUUGAAUAUUUUCGCAAAUUAG